Messenger RNA from Brassica napus (rape), 1760 nucleotides. Its product is annotated as calmodulin-binding protein 25. Bases 313 to 1404 code for a protein of 363 amino acids. The record is from RefSeq and is a predicted model, not a curated record. The transcript has a single exon. NCBI's taxonomy places the organism in Eukaryota, Viridiplantae, Streptophyta, Magnoliopsida, Brassicales, Brassicaceae.
AUCACCCCAUCUCUUUCUCUCAGUCAAUUUAUUUAUACCCCCAAAUGUAAUUAGCCCUAAGUUUCACGUUUCAAAGUUUCAAGUUUCAAGUAAAGGAAAAAGUGGCUAAUAAAAGGUGAAUAGUGUCAACUUUUUAUUGGCUUUUCUCUCCCACACAACCUUCAAUUCCGUUCACACACUCCUCCUUUUGAAGUUUCUUUGCAACCCAAAAAAAUUAUAAUCCUCUCCUUCAUUCUGAUUCUUCUCUCUCUCUAAACCAUCAUCUCUCUCUCUCUUCUAAACCAUCAUCUAUUUUCUCUCUCUGUGUCUGCCAUGGAUUCCGGCAACAGUAGUAGCAUGCAAUCUUCAAGCGGUGGUGGUGGAGACCAAGAAGAGUACGACUCACGCGCCGAUCAAUCUCUCUCUGCUUUGUUUAACAACAACGCGGCCACCGGCUCUUCCAACAUCGCCGGUCAAACACAGCUUGACUCUCUCAUGGCUAACUAUUUCAACACCGGGUGGUCAACGGAUAAUCCUCUCUGGUCAACAACAACUUCAAAUCCCACCGACGGCUCUAGACCACAACCACCACCGGUGCCAUCAGAACCAGUCUUCUUCACAAACACAGUUCAAGAAAAUCUGAGAGUAGUCUCAAACACAAACACAAACACAAACACAGACACAAACACAAGUAGUCCCAUUGGUUCUGUCCCUACCGACAAGAAAACAGGUCUGGCGACAACACGGAACCCAAAGAAGAGAUCUAGAGUCUCGAGACGAGCACCUACUACUGUUUUGACCACCGACACUUCAAACUUCAGAGCCAUGGUUCAAGAAUUCACUGGUAAUCCUUCUACUCCUUUCACCGGAUCAUCAUCUAGUCCUUUUUCUAGAUCAAGAUUUGAUCUCUUUGGUCCUUCUUCUUCUUCUUCUUCUUCGUUCUCACGACCCUUGAAACCCUUUCCUCACAAACUCAUCCCACCAUCAUCAACCAGUCAUCAUUACUCAACUCCUCCUACAGAUUACCACCAGAGUCUUCUUCGUAGCAUGAACAUGCAGAACAUAGCGAACCCUUUUCUCAACAACCAAUCUCCUAACAACGUCCCUUUAAUGGAGGAUCAAUCGUUGAGCUUGAGAACGAGUACUGGUUUUGGAUACGUGAGAGCAAACUCUGAGGGGCUUCACAACAUUAUCGCCUCCUCGUCAUCAUCCAUGACGCAGCCAACCCUAAAUAUUAUUCAUGGAUCAAACAAGAAUUAUGAAGCCGAUAAUAAUUUGGUAAGAUCCAUCAGUGGAGAAGAGCAACCUAUGGUACAAAGAUCCGAUGGCUACGCACCAUUGGUUGCUUCUGGAGCCGAGAAUAAUAUAACGGAUGUGAGAAAUGAAGGUACGGUGGAAUUAUCAUGGAUCUCGUCUUCUGAUUAGUAUCAUUCUAACUUUGUUUUAUUACAUUAUGAUCGUAUCAAUUAUAUUAGCCACAUCAAAAAAGGAAUAGAACAUCCUAGCGAAAAACAUCUGAUGAACGAACAUUAGUUAGUAUAUGGAAUUAAGAGUAUGGAAUCUUUAAUAUUCUAAAGCUUCUAUGCAUGGUCUAUAAAUGACUUUCUAUAUAUUGGAACACUGUUUUUUGUUCCUUUUAAUGUCAUAUUGGCCUUUACUCCGUUUGGUGGAAUGGUAUUUGUGUAUAUGUAGAACUGGACUAUAUGUAAUGUGUGUGAUUUUGAAACUUUGCCGGCUCAUGGUUGGUGUAUUUUUGAAUUUUCAAUGGCCCCGUGGUAUAA